GCGAAGCCAUUGGCCCUCGACGCAUCUAGCAAGAGAGCAUCGUAACCUCGCGCACACGUCAACCUUGGUCCAGCGCAGCCAUGGGCUUCAUCACCGGCUUCGUAGGUGCUACCGGCCCCUUGCAGUGAUGCCAGCUAACCCAAGACAGCUCGGGGGCGUCACCCUCACCACGGGCGUUCUCUACCUCACCAUCUCGCUGCACACACAAAACCGCAUAACACAGGCCGCGCUCCUAAGACAGCAACGCCAAGUCCUUACCGAGUUCUACGAGCCCAAGAAGCCGGAGCCAGAGCCCACAAGUCGGGAAGUGCCGGUUGGUCUAGCUGAAAUGGCCAAGGACAGGUGGAACAGGAGCCUCGAGGAGGGCGUGAAGAAGGUGUACACGACAGAUUGGAGGAGAGUACGCGAAGAGGCCGAGGACAGGGCAAGCGCCAUACUGCAGAAGAUCAGGGAGGGCAGCAAGUAAGCGUUUGCCCGCGCGCGUGUAGAUUAGAAGCAUGUGAAGGUGGCGCGAUAGCACGGCUGCGACGAUACCCUUCCUGCGACUGUACAAAUAUCUGGGGCUUGCAAUUGGAUCCGCAAAGGUUCACGUCUCCG
Molecule: messenger RNA, 597 nt
Organism: Alternaria alternata
Lineage: Eukaryota; Fungi; Ascomycota; Dothideomycetes; Pleosporales; Pleosporaceae
Exons: 1
Coding region: 128-466 (112 amino acids)
Biological process (GO): cristae formation
Cellular component (GO): MICOS complex; mitochondrial crista junction
Source: RefSeq, a predicted model, not a curated record